UUACUUCAGGCACCUUAAGGGAAACCCUGACCGGACUGAGUAGCUGUCGCGCAGUAGGAACCGUCUUGUGGUGGGGCAGUAGAGGUGUAGCCAAAAAAAAAAUCAUAAGUCGGGCUAAGUUCCCAACAUAGACCUGGGUUAUUUUGCGCUCCCUAUUUUGUACUUCCUGUUUCAAAUCUAAAUUGUAACUGUUCUAAAGUGGGGACAAAAUCCCAGCCCAACAUAGAAGUCACUUGCACAGCGAUACUGUAGAACUGUAGUCUUGCUUUGUAAAGUUUGACACGUUUCUAUUGACAGCUGAUGAAAACAGGCUGCGUAGAAUGCAAUGUUGAAACGGUCCCGGGGCCUCUUUUAUAUAAUGAAUGACGAGAUAACUCUGACAGCACACGUGAUGAUUUUACUGGACUAAAGGUACAACUGAACAUUGGGUGGCGUUACGCCUGCUAAUCACCUACUUCCCUGUACUAACAAACCCCACCCAAACAGGUGCAACAGAGCUGACAGGAGAUUUGGGAGGGCGAAAGUCAAACACAGACCUGAGAAGAGGUCGAAUCAGCCAAAGUCAUGAAUAUUAACCCUAUAUGGAUAUUCUCCAUAUGGCUUUUUCAAGAAAAUCGGCAUCCAUGGACCCAAACCUUUGCCCUUUAUUGGGACAUUUUUGGAGUACAGAAAGGGCAUCCAUAAUUUUGAUACACAAUGCUUUCAGAAAUAUGGGAAGGUAUGGGGGAUUUAUGAUGGCAGGCAGCCUCUCCUGGCUGUAAUGGACACAACUAUGAUCAAAACGAUCUUGGUUAAGGAGUGCUAUUCUGUCUUCACCAACAGACGGGAUCUGGGACUAAAUGGACCCUUAAAGGAUGCUGUAUCAGUAGUAGAAGACGAGCAAUGGAAGAGGAUUCGCAGUGUACUCUCUCCAUCUUUCACCAGCGGCCGACUGAGAGAGAUGUACUCAAUAAUGUUGAAGCACUCAAGUAAUCUAAUCAAGAGUCUUCAGAAGAAAGCAGAGGCGGAUGAAGUCAUAGAGGUUAAAGAUGUAUUUGGACCUUACAGCAUGGAUAUUGUGACCAGCACUGCUUUCAGUGUGGACAUUGAUUCCAUCAACCAUCCCUCUGAUCCUUUUGUUGCAAACAUUAAGAGACUGGUCAAGUUCAACUUCCUGAAUCCAUUGAUGAUUGUUAUCAUUCUGUUUCCAUUCAUGGGACCGGUUUUUGAGAUGAUGAAUGUGUCAUUCUUCCCUGCUGAAGUGAUGAAUUUCUUCUACAAUUUUCUAAAGAAGAUCAAAUCAGAACGGAAUAAGAAUAACUGCAAAAAGCGAGUGGACUUCAUGCAGUUGAUGGUGGAAUCUCAGAUUUCAGAGAAGAACCAAGAUGAUACCAGCUCCCAAAAAGGGCUGACUGAUCAUGAGAUCCUUUCUCAGGCUAUGAUAUUCAUCUUUGCGGGCUAUGAAACCAGCAGCAGUACACUGGCCUUUAUAGCCUAUAACCUGGCAACCCACCCUCACAUCCAAAAGACCCUGCAAGAGGAGAUUGAUGAAACCUUCCCAGAAAAAGGUCAACCAACCUGUGAAGCCCUGAUGCAUAUGGAAUACCUGGACAUGGUGAUCAAUGAGUCAAUGAGGCUGUAUCCUGUUAUUACUCGAUUAGAGAGAAAGUCAAAGGCUUCUGUUGAAGUGAACGGUGUGACCAUCCCUAAGGAAACUGUCAUUUUUAUACCAGUUUACACUCUCCACCGUGACCCUGUUUUGUGGCCUGAGCCUGAGGCCUUCAAACCUGAAAGGUUCAGCAAGGAGAACAAAGACAAUAUAGAUCCUUAUGCCUUCCUACCCUUUGGAUCAGGGCCAAGGAACUGUAUUGGCAUGCGAUUUGCUCUCUUGACGAUGAAACUGGCCCUAGUGGAGAUCCUUCAGAAAUUCAGCUUUGUCACUUGCAAGGAGACAGAGAUUCCCUUGGUGCUGUCAACUGAUGGAUUUGUCUCACCCAAGGAGCCCAUCAAACUGAAGCUAGAGCCCAGAGCACGUGCUGCUGAUUCUACUUCAAGCUAACCCUGAUAAUCUGUA
Molecule: messenger RNA, 2053 nt
Organism: Xiphias gladius (swordfish)
Lineage: Eukaryota; Metazoa; Chordata; Actinopteri; Istiophoriformes; Xiphiidae
Product: cytochrome P450 3A27-like
Exons: 13
Coding region: 761-2038 (425 amino acids)
Molecular function (GO): steroid hydroxylase activity; oxidoreductase activity, acting on paired donors, with incorporation or reduction of molecular oxygen, reduced flavin or flavoprotein as one donor, and incorporation of one atom of oxygen; iron ion binding
Source: RefSeq, a predicted model, not a curated record